Manihot esculenta (cassava) is the source of this 1399-nucleotide messenger RNA. RefSeq lists its product as uncharacterized. Gene Ontology annotation, molecular function: nucleic acid binding; zinc ion binding. The record is from RefSeq and is a predicted model, not a curated record. The coding region runs from base 1 to 1179 and encodes 392 amino acids. Lineage: Eukaryota; Viridiplantae; Streptophyta; Magnoliopsida; Malpighiales; Euphorbiaceae. The transcript is spliced from 5 exons.
AUGGGUCAGUCCAAACCGCUUGAAAAUCUGAUAUUACCUCGAGGGAGUCUGAAGGUUGCUUCAAAGGUCCUCCUAGUAGGGCGGUUGAUGGGUAGGGCCAUUUGGCAGGUCGUUGAAACUGUUCUACCCAGAUCGUCUGGCUGGCCUCCUCCUCUGGUUGUUGUUCGUGCUCCAAAGAGGCUAUGGGCUGUUGAGGGGUCUGCUUUGACUUUUCCUUCCUUCGAGAAGGAAAUUUCCCCGAUGCCCUUGUUGUCUGCUUUUGAUAUAAAUGGAGGUGGCGAAAAUGAUCAAUUUAUUGUCCCCUUUGGUGUGGAAUACCUGUAUUAUGAGAGGCUGAGAUCUGCUGCACUCAUAUCAUUGCUGAAAGAUGAAGCUUAUAGAUGGUGGACAACUUUGACACAGAUGGUUAGACUAGAGCGGCAGACUUGGGAAUUCUUUUUAGCAGAGUUUAAGAAGAAAUAUAUUGGGGCCUUAUAUAUAGAGGAGAGAAGAAGGGAAUUUUUAUACCUCAGACAAGGCAGGCUUACAGUAACUGAGUAUGAGCGAGAAUUUGGAACUCUCAGUUUUAGUAGAGACAGCCCACAGUCUGGAGCGAAUAAAGAAGAAGAGCAAAGUAGAAGGCAGAAAGGGCAGCAGAAGAGGAGCCAGAGCCAAUAUCAGGGACAAUCCUCUGCAUCUCAGACAAGUAGUAAGAGACAGAGGGAAUUUCAGCAGACAGGGCAGAGAGGGCCACCUAGGCAGAUUCAAAGACCUGGGCAAAGUUCAGUAGUGAGGUCUGGACAGCAGACAACCUCAGUAUCCAGUACAGGAGGACCAGGUAGAGGGUUGCCACCUGUAUGUGAGCAUUGUGGCAGGCGACAUGGUGGAGUAUGCAGGAGAUUAACUGGGGCUUGCUACUUAUGUGGAAGCUCAGACCACUUUAUGAGGGAUUGUCCUAGAGGCCAGUCAGUGCAGCCUAUACAGACAGAGAGAUCUUUGCCGACAGGGUCUAGAGGCAGAGGUAGAGGUAGAGGUGAAUCUAGCAGUGCUCAGAGUCACAGAGUAUCAGAGACAGUAGAUAGACCAGACACUAGAGCACCUGCCAGGGCAUAUGCUAUUCGUGCAAGGGAAGACCAGGACAAACCAGAUGUUAUUGCUGGUGAAGGAACAUCAAAGGGAAAGGAGAUAGCUAGAGAUUAGAAGAGGAAAAGAAAGGAGGAAUUCAAGAAAGGUUGUAGAUAAAAUAGGGCAACAGAAGUUAUCAGAGAUCUACAUCAGAUAUCAAGGCCAUCAUCAUAGCUGGUUGUUUUGAGUCUCGGAGUCAUAGUACAGUUUUAUUUUGGCAUGUACAUAUUAAAUAGAGUGAGUUGUGAAGGUUAUGUAAAUCAAAGAAUAGUAAGAUAUCAAGUGACAGUUGUUA